This is a messenger RNA of Schistocerca gregaria, 4983 nucleotides long. It is a transcript of the gene Sply, whose product is annotated as sphingosine-1-phosphate lyase. Gene Ontology annotation, cellular component: endoplasmic reticulum. Gene Ontology annotation, molecular function: pyridoxal phosphate binding; sphinganine-1-phosphate aldolase activity. Lineage: Eukaryota; Metazoa; Arthropoda; Insecta; Orthoptera; Acrididae. The record is from RefSeq and is a predicted model, not a curated record. The coding region runs from base 319 to 1989 and encodes 556 amino acids. Gene Ontology annotation, biological process: sphingolipid catabolic process; carboxylic acid metabolic process. The transcript has 10 exons.
CUUUGGCUGCGCUUGCUUCUAUGCGAUGAACUUGUGCAUUAUUGCAGAAGCGCAAGUCAGGAACGGCGGUGGAACUUGUCUAAAAUUAAUGAAAGUUCUACCAAAUAUAUUGACUACUCUUUCUGAAAUGAUUCACAUUUUUAUAUUUCAUCUUUGGUUUUCUGUUGGGUAAUGCAGGAAAAUGCAGUGUCACCGUGCCAUUAAAGUCGUUAAGUUUCGUAGAUCACCAGGGAUGUUUAACGUUUCAAUGCGUUAUCUUCCGUGACACCAGUCUUGCGGGCAGAACAGCUGACACGGUAGCUUUUACUUUGUGUCAGAAUGGAUCCGAUCGCUAAAGGAAAAUUAGCAGUCGAGACACUGAAAAGUUUUGUAAACAAUAGUUUGUCCAAUAAAGAACCAUGGCAGAUAGUGACAAUGACCACUGGAGCAGUAUUGGCAACCGUUUGGUUUUUUGAUUUCAUCAACCAAGACGAAAGUGUUCCAUCCCGGUUAAAGAAGACCGUGUUUCGAUUAGCAAGGAAAAUACCAGCAGUUGCCAGGAGAAUUGACAGUGAGAUGAGUAAUAUGAGAAAGACAUUCGAAGAUGAGGUCAGACAUCGCAAUGAGAAAAUUGACUACAUCACAAACUUGCCUGAAAGUGGAAAGAACCGCGAGGAAAUACUCAAACAAGUUAAAGCCUAUUUGGAACUAGGAGACUACGAUUGGAAAAAAGGAUAUGUUUCAGGAACAGUGUACUUUCAUAAUCCUGAACUUAUUGAAUUGCUUACUGAAGUUUAUGGUCUUGCAUCCUAUACAAAUCCACUUCACCCUGAUGUUUUCCCCGGUGUCUGCAAAAUGGAAGCAGAGGUGGUUAGAAUAGCUGCAAAUCUCUUCCAUGGCUCCCCCUCUGCAUGUGGAACUAUGACUACAGGUGGAACUGAAUCUAUAUUGAUGGCAUGCAAAGCAUAUCGUGACUACGCAAAAUUUGAGAGGGGUAUCAAACAUCCAGAGAUUGUUUUGCCAAAAACAGCCCAUCCAGCAUUUGACAAGGCUGCAUUGUAUUUCGGCAUGAGAAUCAAACAUGUUCCUGUUGAUCCUGUCACCACCAAAGUCAAUAUAAGGGCAAUGAAGAAUUCUAUCAGUAAAAAUACAUGCAUGCUAGUUGGAUCAGUGCCAAACUUCCCCUAUGGAACUAUGGAUGACAUUGAGGCUAUAGCAGAACUAGGAAGGAGGUACAACAUACCUGUACAUGUAGACGCCUGCUUAGGAGGUUUUGUCAUUGUCUUCAUGCAAAAGGCAGGCUACAAAUUACCACCAUUUGAUUUUUCUGUUCCUGGAGUUACAAGUAUAUCAGCAGAUACACACAAGUAUGGAUUUGCACCAAAGGGAUCAUCAGUUGUUCUAUAUGCUGAACCAAAGUACCGCCACCAUCAGUUCACUGUUACCACUGAUUGGCCAGGUGGUGUAUACGGGUCUCCGUGUGUAAGUGGCUCCAGGGCAGGAGGUAUUAUAGCAGCUUGCUGGGCUACAAUGAUGUACUUUGGCUUAGAUGGUUAUGUUGAGGCAACAAAAAAAAUUGUAUCCACAACAAAGAAGAUUGAGGAAGGAUUGCGUAAAAUGAAAGGGAUAUUUGUUUUUGGAACUGCUGACACAUCAGUGGUAGCAAUUGGCUCCAAUGAUUUUCAUAUUUAUAGACUGUCAGAUGCAAUUACUAAACGUGGUUGGAAUAUUAAUGCACUCCAGUUUCCGCCUGGAAUGCAUCUCUGUGUAACGUACAUGCAUACUGCUGAGGGAGUUGCUGAGCGAUUCUUGUCAGACAUUCAGGAAGAACUAGAAAAGAUCCUGAAAGAACCUGUGAAAGAAGUUGGGGGAAAGUUUGCAGUUUAUGGUAUGUCACAAAGUGUUCCUGAUCGUUCCAUUGUGGGAGAUUUCACACGAUGUUUCCUGGACUCUAUGUACUACACACCUAGUCAACCUAAUGGUACAGGAAAUUCGAAGAGUGUUGUAUAGGUUUGUGUCUUACUUUCCACAAGAGACGAGAUUCUAAGAGAAAAGAAAUAACAGAAAACUCUGUGACCUGAGGAUUUUAAUUUCGUGUUGUCUUCAUAUCUAGUGCUUGUUCAGUAUAUAUUAGCACCAAAGAAGUAUUAGUGUACCUAUUAAAAUAUUGGAAAACAGUAUUCUAGGUGAGAACCAAUUUUGUAAUUGUGAUUCUUGAAUAAUUUCAAAGUAAAAUAAUAUGCUAAGGCUACAGCAUUGAAGAAAAUUUUGAGUGCCUUUUGACAGAAAUAAAGCCACAGCUGAAUUAUAUUUUAAGAAUGUUAUGUUGGUCUAUAUCUAUAUUUGUAACCAGUGUUUUUGUACAAUGGCUGUUUCUCUUCUCCUUCAAGUAUCUAUCCUUAAUAACAGAGAUAAGUGUGUGCCAUACAAUCUAAUAUUCACAAUAUGUACCACAUUUAUUAUAUUUUAUUAUUAUUGUAUUAUAUAUUUUAUAUACUAUAUGAAUAUAUGUAAGUUUUUCUAUUUUACAUAAGUGUUUCCAUUCUGUGGUUGCAAAUUGUGUACAGCAGAAUUAUACUGUUAUAAAAAAAAGUUGUUAAAAUUUCACAUUGUUAACUUACUUUUUUGAGAGUUUACAUAUAGGGGUAUGUAAUGUUUUGGGAAUUGUGUGAUUUUGCAUGACUGAUAAUGUCUGAGGUAGACCUGCCUGAAAUUUUAGUUAUCAGGAAGAACUAUGAUCACAAAUACUGUGAUGUGUUUACUCUAGUUUGUAGUGUCUAGUAACAAGUUAUCUGCCAUUUAUUUCUUGGGCAGUACCAAUACAAACUUAACAAACCCAUUGUAAACCUUGCAGAGCCGGUCAAGGUUGUAGUACCUCAGCGUGAUAAGUAAACAGUUAAGUACAGAAACUGAGUCAUUUGGUGAACAUGGGAGGUUAAUAGAGCAAUGAAUCAAUGUAAUUUCCUGUCUUUCGUUGUGUUAAAUAUUUGACUGACGAAAUUUAUGGAAGUACAUAUUUUUUAAAUGUGUAAUACUCAUACCAGAGUUGUGAAAUUUACUGUAUGAACAUGUCUUUGAUUUUGUGAAUUUCUAUUUUCCAAACUAUGGCAUUUACUAAUAGAAAAGUGAUGCAUUUUAACGCAAGUUCUGUUCUCAUAAUUGAUGCUCAUGUCAUUGCUUCUUACUGUGUUUUUAACCUUGCUACUCGAUAAAGUAGCUAAUGGUACAUUUGCAAUAUUCUAAAAAAAAUAGCCUUUUACUGUUUACUUUAUAUCAUGUGCUAAUAUAUCUUUUUUUCUUCCAAAGUACUCACAAUAAACAGUUAAUAUAUAUUUGUAUUUUAAAGAAUACUAGGUAUGGUAAAUUGUCCAUUUUGCACACUUUAUUCUGUGGAAUUCAUGCCCUUGAGAUGAGAAAAAUAAGAUAUACAUUGGAGUUAUGGCUGUCCCCACAGAAAAGCACCUUCAUAUUUGGGAAUGAAAGAAGACGCCAAAGAGAUUAAGUUAUGUUCUAUUUUACUCAAAUUCCUUCACACCUAAAUAAGUGACAGUUCUUGUAAUACUGUGAUGGUAUGUGUAGCAGCAGAGAGGCAAGUUUUGAUUUUGGAUAUUAUUUGAAAACUUUUUCUCUACAUGAAUACUUCUUGUGGAAAUGUAUCAUCUGUUAACUUGAUGAACUGUUGGAGGACAAAAAGGAGGAGGGAGGAGGGGGGGGGGGGGGGGGAGCGAGCACAGCAGUGCCUCUCCUGGUUGUUCCAAUGUGUUAUAAGUUAAUGCGAAAUUUUUUGUAAUAUUGUGAAAAACCUGAUUCUAGGUACUAUUUCUGUCCCUAAAAAGGAGGUUUUGAAAUUUUUCUUUUAUCACUUACCUAGCUGCCUCAAUGUUCUGUUGUGUCCAAGAAUGAAGUGUCUCUCUGAUAACUGAACAAAUCAUUUUGAAUUCAUCACAGCUAAUGAGGUUCUUUAAUUGUAGAGUGAAUAUGGAUUAACCAUGAGUACGUAGAAUACUUUUGAGAGAGCAGCAAAAUUUUUUGGUGUUUGUUGUGCUGUGAUUUUGAAUGUUUCUCAGAGAUCUCAACUGAGAAGUCUGUAAUCGAACAGCAAUAGGUUGCUCCUGUCAUGUAUGGGUAACAGAUCACUGCAGAAAGUUAUGCAAGUUGUGGAAAGGUUCACUAAACUCACAACUACUUCUUACGUAACAUUAUGAUUGGCUCAAAACAGAAAUUAAUAAAGAAGGAAGCAGAGAGAUCUCUUAGGCAAAAUACUCACUGAAGUAAAGGCAAAAUACUCUGUAUUUCCAAAAUAAAUCUGUAAAAAAAAAACAGUAAAAUAAUUACGUCAUUGUACAUCUAGCUAAGUAUUGAACCCUGCAAUUUGUAAAGCAAUAAACUUGCAGAAUUGAAAGUUUACUCAUUUUUCAAUUAAGCAUUUCUUUUAUUAUCAAUAACUUUAUCUAUUAAUUUCUGUAUAAUAAUGUUAACAGGGUUUGCAUGUGGUUUUUAAACCAGAUACAUUUAAAAAAACAGGUAAAUUACUUGAAACUGACAGCUUUGUGGAGAGAAAUAUCACACCCAAUGUAUUGUGUUUUUUGACGUUGUAUCCAUUGUACCUAAAACGAGGACACUGUGGGGUAGCACUGACCAUCAAGUAUCAGUUUUGCAAUACUUUUGAAAGACUGUGAAUGUUUUUUAGUUGUAGUACUAAUAUGCUCACCAGAUGCAAUUAACUGAGAUUCCAGAUUUUAAUUAAUUCAGUAUUUUAGUGUUGCAUGUUAAUUGUCUGAUAGGAAUGCUGUUUAUCUAGUUAUUUUCUCUUACAUGGGUUUUCCCAACCAUUAUGAUGAGUGAGUGUUUGGAUACAUGAAAAAGUUGUAACAUUGCUGAAGUGCUUGAUUUAUUAUUGUCACUGGGUAUAAAAGGCAUUGUUAUUUGGAUAUAUGUGAUGUACUGGGAAGAAUGUAAAAUGAUACAGUGUGCUAAAUAAAAACAAGAUUGCUAUUUUUGUAA